UCACUCUGUUUUUAACUGACAUUUCUUCGUCAAAUGAGGGGCGUCCAUCUGUAUUUAGCUGUCACAGCGGCCGUUUUCGCGCUCCUCUCUGCUCGCUGUUGUCUCAAUGUGAGCUCAGACGAGACUCGGACAGAGUUGAAUGGUUGUGCAGUUGAUUUCAUCUCGUUCACAGAGCAGUUCCACCGCUCGUAUGUCGCUAACAGCGAGGAGUUUGACCUCCGCCAUCUCUGUUUUCAGGUAAGAGACACGAGAGAGGGAGAGUGGAGAGAAACUGUGACACUUUGGACUUUCUUCAGGACAUACCAUAAUAACAAACGGCGGCGUACGUCACUACAGGCAACGCCCACUCAUAAUGCAACAAAGCGGCAUGCGUACCUGAACUCAUUCUCCACAGUGGCACAGUCUGCCAAGUACGGCAUCAACCAGUUCUCUGACUUCUCACAGGAGGAAUUCAGAGAUCUGUACCUUGGAGCUAGUGCUGACAGAGCUCUUCUCUUCCCUGGACUGAAGACAGGAAAAACAGAGGGGCUUCCAGCCAAAUUUGACUGGAGAGACAAAGCGGUGGUGGCACCGGUCCAGAACCAACAAGCAUGUGGCAGUUGUUGGGCAUUCAGUGUGGUUGGUGCCGUGCAGUCCGUCCAUGCUAUUGAUGGCUCGCAGCUGGUGGAACUCAGUGUGCAGCAGGUUGUGGACUGCUCUUUUCAAAAUGAAGGCUGCAAUGGAGGCUCACCAGUCCAGGCUCUGAAAUGGUUGAAGCAAAGCAAAAUGAAAUUGGUGCCUCAGUCAGAAUAUCCCUACAAGGCCAAGACAGGAAUCUGCCAUUUUUUCUCUCAGUCACAUGGCGUUGUUGCUGUGAAGAACUUUACUGCAUACGACUUCAGUGGUCAAGAGGAGGCCAUGAUGGGUCAUCUGGUGGAGCAUGGUCCCUUGGCUGCUAUUGUGGAUGCUGUCAGCUGGCAGGAUUACCUGGGUGGAAUCAUCCAACACCACUGUUCCAGCCAACGGUCUAACCAUGCUGUCCUGGUUGUUGGAUACAACACUACUGGGGAUAUUCCGUACUGGAUUGUGCAGAACUCCUGGGGAACCACAUGGGGGAAUGAGGGUUAUGUUUAUAUAAAAAUCGGUAGCAAUGUUUGUGGUAAGUAUGAGCUGUGCCAUCUUGUGAUCUUCUGUUUAUAUCUCCUUUAAGUAUGAUGUCUGUAUGUUGCUGUGCCCACUAUUCCCUCAAUAAUUUAUAUUCAACUCUAUUUUAUUUCUAUAGCACUUUACACACAACACAAUUCAUCCAAACCAUCCAUCAUCCAGAACCAUUUAACACAUUGUAGACAAACAUCAGAGUAGGAGUAACAUGCUCUUUCUUUUUUGACCUUGUUAAAACUCUGAACAAGUUAGAGAUGGGAUAAACAAGACUGAUUGCUACCAAAAAAAUACAACGAGUUGCAAUAGUUGAGGUGGGUGGAUAUAAAUGGAUAGAUAACUUUCUCCACAAAUACACAUAAUUAGUCUGAGUUUGGAAAUCAUGUGGAACUGCAUGAAGCUUAAUUUUAAUACCUGAUUGAUUUAUUAGUCAGACCUAAAUUCUGAAUCAGAUAUGACUCCAACAUUUUUUACAAGGCAAUUGGUCUAGAUAUGGAGUCAUAAUUUAAAGUUAUUAGUUUCUAUGAUCAAGUAAAUCUGUGUACAGUCAAAAGAUACAUUUUUGAAUAAUGUGGCCCAGAGGAAGCAAAUACAUGGAGAAAAGGAUUGGACCAAGAAUGGAACUUUGGGGGACACCACAAGACAUGGGCAAAGGAAGAGGAUGAUUUGCUAAUAGAAACACCCCACUGGUUUCAUCUCUGAAUGAGAAUAGUAUCAGCUACUGUAUCAAAGGCUAUAGUUAGAUGUAAGAGGAAGAGAAUGGAAAUGUUCAACAUCCUUAUUUUUUUCUUUCCCCAGGUAUUGCAGAUUCUGUGGCAGCAGUUUUUCUUUGACGAGAUUGUGUGUAUUGUUGUCCUUGUAUGUGUUUGUGCAUGUGUUCACUGCUGUCCAAUUUUAAAUGAUCUCUUUGCCUUCAAGUGUCACUUUAAAUAAUGUGUUUUAUUGAAAUGUCAACAGGUUACAUCACUAAAACAAAAUAAAUCACUUUAUAUGCUGA
Messenger RNA from Morone saxatilis (striped sea-bass), 2134 nucleotides. RefSeq names its product cathepsin O (gene ctso). The transcript is spliced from 7 exons. The record is from RefSeq and is a predicted model, not a curated record. Lineage: Eukaryota; Metazoa; Chordata; Actinopteri; Moronidae. Gene Ontology annotation, molecular function: cysteine-type endopeptidase activity. Gene Ontology annotation, cellular component: lysosome. Bases 34 to 1188 code for a protein of 384 amino acids.